AUGCUCCACUUGCUGAACCAUAGGUUAGAUCAUUCCGAGGAUUGUGAGAAGUGUUUCGUCUGCUUACUGGGACGUCUGGUUGACGAAUAUUGGGCACCAAACCCCUCCCUACAACUGGAAGUAAUCCUUUGUCGAUUAUGGAAGGAGUGCAGCAAAUUCUGGGAUACCCGUUCCACGGACCAACAGGAUUGCAUUGAGUUCCUGACCAGGUUGAUCUCCCAGAUCGACAACUCUACUGAUACGGGGGAUAUACAACAUAUAUUCCAAAAUGUCUUUAAAUACCGGAGCACUUGCCAAACCUGUCAGUACACCAAGUAUUCCGAAAAAGACCAUUCAUGGGUGCUGGGUGCUUCUCCACCGGAACAGAGAUUGGGAUCACUCGAGGACUGCAUUCAGGAGUAUAUGAAGCCAGAAGAAAUUGCAGGGUAUCAUUGUGAUAACUGUGAUAGCAACUCGACUCUUCAUCGGGAGAUGUUUAUCAAAGAUGCCCCUGAGGUGUUGGUUAUCCAGAUUACCAGAUUCAAGGUAUCGGAGAGUGGAGAGUCUUCUAAAGUGACGGCUGAGGUUCAAUUCGCCGAGGACCUAGAUCUGACGGAAAGGCUGCUCCCACAGGCGAGAGAAUUCGGAGAUAGUCUUCGCUAUCAACUCACUUCGGUUAUCGUCCACCGCGGUGCCACAAUAAAGGAGGGCCAUUAUAUGUCAUAUGUCAAAGGACCGAGAGGCACCUGGACCUGCUUGAAUGACGAAUUUUCCUGUGAAACCGACAUUAACGUCAUCCUUAGGUACCAGGAUGAUAAUAACGUUCCGUAUGUCCUAAUAUAUAACAGGCUACCCCUUUUUAGAGGAUCACCUGGGGCAAUUAACAACGGCCCAGCCAUUGCAGGGAGUUAUUCGCUCGCUGGAAGAAUUGAGCCUUAUCUACCAGCCCAUGCGAAUGAGACGCCUUCGGAUGAACGUGGGGUUUCAAAACAUAUUAUUACCCCUGGGCAACCCCAGACUCAGCAGGGUGAAGAAGCUACCAUGGAAAUAGGUGACGGCUCGACCGACUUGAUUGAAGUCUUGCGUAGCUCAAAUACUGGUCCCUCUGGCAGCCCCGACUCGAUUUUUCGGUGGGAGGUCCAGCCAGCAAAGGUCGACAUCGAAAUCACCAUGGGCGGAAGGGUCUUCAGAGGGGCCGUUCAGGGUCUGUUUGAAAGUGGGCAAAAGCGGCCCAGGCCUGACGACUUGAGAGAAGCCGGCGCAAUGCAGGAGGGUAGUGUGAACUCACCCCUUCGCCUCUAG
Messenger RNA from Trichophyton benhamiae CBS 112371, 1281 nucleotides. RefSeq names its product ubiquitin-specific protease, putative. Gene Ontology annotation, cellular component: nucleus; cytosol. Bases 1 to 1281 code for a protein of 426 amino acids. NCBI's taxonomy places the organism in Eukaryota, Fungi, Ascomycota, Eurotiomycetes, Onygenales, Arthrodermataceae. Gene Ontology annotation, biological process: protein deubiquitination. Gene Ontology annotation, molecular function: cysteine-type deubiquitinase activity; cysteine-type endopeptidase activity. The transcript has a single exon. The record is from RefSeq and is a predicted model, not a curated record.